UAGUUCAAUCUUUAUACUAGCUUCUUACCUUAGAAACCUACCUGUUAAACAGUAACUAGCCAAUCUCCAGAAGAGGAUUGCGCUUCACCUGGUGUGAUGGGUUCUGGGGGAAUUGGAGGUUCUAUAUGAGCGGUCUGAGAUCGGCGAUUUGUAGGAUCUUUGUGAAGUUUAUUUUUUUUGAUGUGGCUGACCAACCGGUGUUAAUCGUUAGAUUCGGCCGAUUUGCACGUUGUUUUUUUUGCAAUCUUUUUGAAGUAUAUAUCAAAUAAUCCAAGGACACAUAUAAAAUGAGGUGAAUUUUCUUUGAUUUUAAUUUGAUUUUAUGAACAAUCUAAUAUUAAAGACUGAUUCAUUCAUAUCAAAUAAUAAUAAUGAGUGCUCAAACUGUUUUUGUGACCGGAGCUACUGGUUAUAUUGCUCAACAUAUCAUCCUUCAAUUGUUAAAGAAGGGAUAUCAUGUUAUUGGACAAGUUAGACUGGUUGCUAAAGGUGAAGCUUUGGAAAAAGAUUUCAGUGAUAAGAAUUUCUCCUUUGAAAUUGUUGAAGUCUUAGAAAAAGAUGGUGCCUUUGAUGUGGUUCUUACAAAACAUCCUGAGGUCACAGUAUUCCUUCACACUGCCUCUCCUUUCACAUUAGAAGUUGAAGAUAAUGAAAAGGAUAUGAUAAUUCCAGCUGUAAAUGGUACUAAGAAUGUUCUUGUUUCUAUCAAAAGAUUUGCUCCUCAAAUUAAAAGAGUUGUCGUCACAAGUUCUCUCCUCUCCGCCAUAUCUUUUGCUGAAUUGAUUGAUCCAAAAUUUAGAGGAAGCGAAGAUGAUUGGCACUCAGUUACUUUGGAAGAAGGAAAAAAUGGAGAUCUUUCUGCUGCUUAUCCUGCUUCAAAGAAAUUUGCUGAAUUGGCUGCUUGGGACUUCGUUAAAGAUGAAAAGCCAAACUUCCAAUUAUCAACUAUCUUACCAGGUAGUGUUUUCGGUCCACAGGCUUUUGAAUCAGGGGUAAGUAAUCUUCAUCUCUCUGCUGCUAUGGUUGCUAAAGUUUUGAAAUUAAAAAGAGAUGAUGCCAUUCCUGAUAUUGUUAGUAUUGCUAUUGAUGUUAGAGAUAUUGCAUUAGCCCAUAUACUUGCCUUUGAAAAGGAAGAAGCAGCUGGUCAAAGAAUUGUCGGAGCAGCUCAUAGAUUUAUUUACAGUGAAAUAGUUGAUAUUAUUAGAAGAAAUUUUACAGAAUUCGACUGUCAAUUACCUCCUACUGAAAAAUUGCCAAACAAUUUCUAUGAUAAGUGGGUAAAAUUUGACGAUGUUAAAUCGAGAAAGACUUUAGGUAUUGAAUAUAUUCCUUUGGAAAAGACUGUGAUUGAUUCUAUCACUCAAAUAUUGGAUUAUAAUAAGAAGCAUGGUUAAUCUGCUGUUAGAUUGUUUUUUUUAAAUUGUUUUUGUGAUUCAUUACUUGUGGCUUUAUACUAUACAUUAAUGAGAUAUAAUUAACCAUUUGUGA
Scheffersomyces coipomensis is the source of this 1488-nucleotide messenger RNA. Its product is annotated as SDR family oxidoreductase. The record is from RefSeq and is a predicted model, not a curated record. The transcript has a single exon. NCBI's taxonomy places the organism in Eukaryota, Fungi, Ascomycota, Pichiomycetes, Serinales, Debaryomycetaceae. Gene Ontology annotation, molecular function: 3-beta-hydroxy-Delta5-steroid dehydrogenase (NAD+) activity. The coding region runs from base 372 to 1394 and encodes 340 amino acids. Gene Ontology annotation, biological process: steroid biosynthetic process.